AUGCAAAAUGUCAUCAAAUUGGAUGAAUCGAUGAGAUUCACAAAAAUCAAAGCCAUUGAAGUGAAUACCGAUUCAGAUUCAGAUGGGUUUGAAGAGGUGGGUCCCCUCACUACCGAUGCUAUGAGUGCACCAAAUAUUGAACCAUUGAAUGUCAAAGAGAGUGUAGGUUUAAGUGAAACGGAUAGAGUUGGCACAGAAGAGGAAUGUGUGGAUGGAAUCGAUGAAAAUAAGACUCAUUUAAACACUGAAAUCAAUUCACUUGCAGACGAAGACUCGUUGAGUGAUAUACCAGAAGAGACUAUUAAAGGGUUAGAACCGAGUCCUUCCAAGUCGUCCACUAAUUUUGAAAGCAUUUCACGCGAAGAACUCAUUAAUUCUUACCGCGAAGUCAAUAAUCAAAAUCGUUUGACAAACCAUACAACGGACCAAAUGAUGAGUGACUGUCAGGAAUUGCUAAGACUUUUUGGGAUUCCGUUUAUUUUGAGUCCAACCGAAGCUGAGGCCCAAUGCGCUGCUCUCGAGUUGUUAGGUCUGACCGACGGCACCAUUACUGACGACAGCGAUGUAUUACUAUUCGGCGCUCAGAAUGUAUAUAAAAACUUCUUCACAGAAAGUAAAUUCGUGGAACUGUUUACAGCCAAAGAUAUCGAGACCAGGUUUGGAUUAACCCGGUCUUCGAUGAUCUGUAUUGCGUUGCUUUGUGGCAGUGAUUACACGGACGGUGUCGAUGGUGUGGGAGCCGUGACGGCCACUGAGAUUUUGAGUGAAUUUCCUGGCGAUGGACUCAAACCACUGUUGGAUUUGAAGGAUUGGUUGACAACUAAACACAUGUCCACAGACAAGAGACCCGAUAAUAAAAUUCGUGAGAAAUUCUUGAAGAUUAAAGUCAACGAUUCAUUUCCAAAUCGAGUCAUUUUCGACGCCUAUAUUAAUCCGACGGUUGAUAAGUCCGAAGAGAAGUUCUUGUGGGCUAUGCCUCAACUCGAAGAACUCAGACGUUAUGCCAGCACUCGGUUCGGUUGGACUCAAACUAAAACCGAUUCAAUACUUUUACCCGUUUUGAAGAAAGUAAACCAAAAACAAACGCAACAGACAAUUGAUGGUUACUUCAAAGUGCAGGUCCAGCCCAAAGAGACGGCUCUCCUCAGCAAAAGGUUAAGUAAAGCAAUAAAUAAAUUGCGCGGAAAAACGCAACAGACAAUUGAUGGUUACUUCAAAGUGCAGGUCCAGCCCAAAGAGACGGCUCUCCUCAGCAAAAGGUUAAGUAAAGCAAUAAAUAAAUUGCGCGGAAAAGAGAGCGAACCGGCGAUGAGUGCCUCGACGUCCAGCAAAACGAGUCAAUUGACGAAUAAAGUGAAAAAUCAGAGGAAAAAGCGUCCGACAAAUGUGAACACAAAUCAAAUGAAUCCCAAAUCAAAGAAAAGAAAAACAAACACAAGAACUCAAAAGCCUAAAGAGUUAACAUUAUCUGAAACCAGCAGUGAUUCGGAUUAAUUAAAUCCUGUUAUCAUUUCAC
Molecule: messenger RNA, 1516 nt
Organism: Oppiella nova
Lineage: Eukaryota; Metazoa; Arthropoda; Arachnida; Sarcoptiformes; Oppiidae
Source: the annotation of a GenBank genome assembly